This is a messenger RNA of Anopheles bellator, 3171 nucleotides long. RefSeq lists its product as uncharacterized. Bases 1 to 2589 code for a protein of 862 amino acids. Gene Ontology annotation, molecular function: nucleic acid binding. The record is from RefSeq and is a predicted model, not a curated record. Lineage: Eukaryota; Metazoa; Arthropoda; Insecta; Diptera; Culicidae. The transcript is spliced from 6 exons.
AUGCGUGUUGAACCUGGCUACAACGAUAUCAGCUUCGAAGAAUCGGGCAAAGGAGGCUCCACCGUUGCAGCACAUCCGCAGUUCACUAGUUGGCGCAGUUCAACGACACCACCGACUGGUACGACUACCAGCAUUACCACCAGCAGUCACGCUUCGGCAGCAGCCAGCUGCACCAGCAGCGGGAGCCACGGCGGUGCGGCCACCGGGUGGAGACGUGAAAACCGUGACACAGUGUCGGUGGGCGCAGCCUGUGCUCCCGACAAAAUGGGUACGGAUGGGUUACCGUGUGUCCCUCCAACCGGUCAGCAUCAGCAGACAAACUAUCAGCACAAUCAUGCGAAUGCUUCCAGCCGGCAGCCUCAGUACACGAUCGGUGCCGGUUUCGGUGCGAUCGGUGAAUCAUUAAAAGGUACGGGUCUAUACGGGUGUGCUACAUCACCGCCGAAAUCUUCUACUGCUACGAGCAUAAAAUUCCCACCGUCGGUUGGCAUUUAUCGUCCACCGGCAGCCCGUCGAACGAUAAAGCUUGCUGAAAGCGUCAUCCAGCAACUAGCCCCACCGGCUGCCUGUGAAAACCCAACAGAUUAUGGUCAUCAUUUAGCAUCCACUACGUCACUGCGGCAGCAGCCACCAGCACAAGUGCAGUGCGCUCCAAGCGACGGUGGUAAUUGCUGUGCCGGUGCUGAUAAGGCGUUACGCGAAUCAUCCACUGUCGGCACAAAUUUAUCGGAUUCCAGAGAAGGCCACCCUUCGGUCCAAGGCGACGAACCGGUCAGUGAAACCGGUCCCACUUGCAAACAUCGGACCGUUCAAGGGGACGGCGGUGACGGCGUGAGGUGCGAAUCUCGACCACCGCAGACACUUAGCGACGACAGUCUAGGAAGUAGUGCUUCCGGCACCAGCAUCACCUCUGCGUCCAGGAAUAAUCGUCCACACCGUGAACGACGACCGGAUCGAGCCGUUUACAUUCCGCGAGCUCGCCGCAGUCUAACAACACCGCCGAUAACGACUUCGACUGGUGUCUCGGGUAGCGGUGGCGCUGCUGAGUCUAAGGUUUCUUCUACAAUCACCUCAACAUCGCCAACCGCUGCGACGUAUAGUGUAUCUCCUACGAAACGAUCGUCGCGAACAUCCUUGGACAGACCGCGACGCUCAGAAGUAGUUGCGACUGGUCUGACCUGUACGGAAACGGCAAAACCGAAUCGAGAUUGUGAUGCUGCAGUGAGUGAUGGUGGUGUGGCCAUCCAGCAAGACCAGUAUCAGUGCAAAGUGCCAGCAUCUCUUCCCGAAAAGUCUAUACAACUCUGUGAUACUGUGAUAGAAGGAUUGUCGGUAGCUCCGGAAUCGACGGGACGUAACCAAAGGUUUCUGAAUUCGGUGGAGAAACUCAAACGUAGCCACAGUUUGGAGGAGCACGAACCGUACUUCGUGGCGCAAGGCGGCAACUGUGACCGUUUGCAAAGUCUUGCCGAACUUACGAACGGUUUACAACUAGCUCCCGGAAAGGUCGCGUCUCCCAGCGGUACCUGCAGUGGCGAGCUUCGGCAACCUUCACCCGAAGAGGAACUACACCAAAGACCUGCUAUUUUAAAUCUUAAAUCGUUGGAGACGAGUGACACGAUGCAUCGAAACAAUAAUCGCAAUCGUAACACGAAAAAUGCUACCUCCAUACAAACGCCACCAUCGCCCGUUGCAACCAGCACCAUGAUCAUAAACGAUUCGGCGCAUGCUGAGAGCGAAAAGUUCGAUCGUGAUGAGAAGGAAUUGCGGCGUGCCUCGCAGGAGAUCAAUCGCAGCAAUCGGCGCAUCAUGAAACAGUCCUUCAACUCGGAUGUGCUGCAAAUCGACGAACCCGAACCAGCCGGCCCUCGUAUGACGGCGAAAAAGGUAGAAAAAGUUAUUUCACCUACCAUCAACGGAGCUGGAACACCGUCCGAGAAUGGUGCAUCGAAUGAUAAGCAAAGCGGGGCUGGUGGUACCAAUGGUGAAGAAGAGGACGACUGGGAAUCGAUGUAUGAUGAUAAUGGUGACUGCUUGAACCCAAAAAUGAUUGACGAGCUUACUUCCGCCGUCGGCAGGGUAGCGAUCGAAGUGCCACAGUCGGAUUACAAGGCGUAUCAAACAAAGCAAGCUGUGUUGAAUGAGGAAGAGUUUCCGCACGUGCUGGAAGUGUCCUGUUUUCCGCCCGAGUUUAAAACACAGGACCUGAUGAUGCUUUUCUCGCAGUACAAAGAGUCCGGUUUUGAUAUUAAGUGGGUCGACGAUACUCAUGCGCUGGCCGUGUUCAGUAGUUCAAAAGUUGCUGCUGAAGUACUUGCCGCUGGUCACGCGUUCGCCCAGGUGAAACCGUUGGCCGAAGCGACGUCCGAAUCGCGAUCGAAGGCCCGCAAAUGUGCCAGCUCGCUGCAACCCUACCGGCCUCGGCCAGUAACUUGUGCGGCGCUCGCGCGUCGGCUAGUAACCACCGCGCUAGGCGUGCGACUGAAGACGGCACCCGAAGAACGAGAAAACGAACGACGAGUUCUGCGUGAAGCCAAAGAACGAAAGCUGCUUGCCGCCAAACAGCGCGACGAAGUCUGGGAUAGUUAGUGAUAUACCAUCGUGACGUGACUGCGAACUAUCCGAUCUGUUAUAAUGAAUGAUGCAGAGUUGCUGCCAUACUGAUCGCGGAAGAUGCUAGGGCAAGGUUUUCGAAACGAGUUACACCCGCGGCAGGAUUUGCAACGAGCGGAAGUGUAAAGUGCAUUUUGUUUCAUUCUAUGGUACGCAAAACGAACAGUACAAGACACUGGGAGCAAUCAAUGAAAUGGGAACGUUUACAUAAGGAUGAGGUUUUUUCAAGUUCUUUUGUUAUGUUUCUUUUUAAAGUGUUUGUAUGGUUACUGCCGAGUCAAUGCGGCACGCGCAAAUAACAGCAGUUAAGGCGCAACCAGAGAAUGAAUCUUCGACGGGGUUAUACUUCACUCAUCUUUGUUUACCUACUGAAAUGGGUGAAGCACACUAGCAAAUGAGAGUAGGAUUAUACACAUAGAAUAGAUAUACAUAUAUUUAAAACCAUGUAUACACAAUGUAUUUAGUGGAUCGCAAAUUUAGCGGCCCAUUUGUCACUGUGUUUCUUACUUUUAUUUACAAAACGAAAGGGACAAGUUGCGAUAGGAUUGUGUAAUAAAA